Monoraphidium neglectum is the source of this 777-nucleotide messenger RNA. RefSeq lists its product as hypothetical. Bases 1 to 777 code for a protein of 258 amino acids. The record is from RefSeq and is a predicted model, not a curated record. NCBI's taxonomy places the organism in Eukaryota, Viridiplantae, Chlorophyta, Chlorophyceae, Sphaeropleales, Selenastraceae. The transcript has 6 exons.
AUGCUGACCUCCGUACGUGCCAGCUGCGUGGCUGCGCCCCUGAGGCGCAUCAAUGGCAUGCCUGGGCUUGUCAAGCCCGCUUGCGGUGCCAAGAUCGCAGCUAGGAGUCCACGGACGCUGGCCCGCGCAGAGCAGGACAAGGUGAGCAGCUCCGUCGACCAGGCGGCCGGGAAGACCAAGGACGCGGCGUCCGCUGCCGUUGACAGGGCCGUGGACACCGCGACCAAGCUCAGGGGCGCUCUGAACCAGGCCACCCUGGAUUUGGACAUCACACAGCUUGUGCGCUACAACUUCCUGGUGCAGCUCGUCCUGACCGCCAUAUCCUGGGCCGUGGUGUUCUUCACCGCCCACGCCUCCGCCAAGGGCCCUAGCCUGAACCCCGUGUCCUUCAUUCUGCUGAUCGGCGUGGCCCUCGCCGGCUACAGCACCUACCUCUCCUUUGUCUACCUGACCAGGAGUAAGAAGGAGGGCUUGGGGGCGCUGGACGGCUGGAAGCAGCUCAACGCAUUCUAUGAGCACGCCACCUUCAACUUUAUCGGCGCCGCCGCCGCGCUGCUCGCGCUCUUCGCCAACCUCGGCACGCUGAUGGUGUCGGCCAAGAGCAGCUUCUCGAUCGAGGUGCUGACGCAGGCGGCCAGCAACACGCUGGCGGCGCACCUGGUGUCCCUGGCGUUCCUGACGGUGCUCAUCCGCAAGAUCACCCAGGCAUACCAAAAGCUGGCGGACUGGAGCGCCCAGCUCGAGUCCCUCAAGGCCGCCAUGCCGAAGUUUGGCUGA